AUGACGGCGCUGAAGGCGGGGGAUAAAUUCCCGGAGGAUGUCACUUUCUCGUACGUGCCAUGGACAGAAGAGAAGGCUGGUAUCACGAGCUGCGGCAUCCCAACGAACUACAACGCCUCCAAACUCUGGGCCGACAAGAAAGUCGUCCUCUUCGCCGUCCCCGGCGCCUUCACCCCUGGCUGCAGUGUUCGCCACCUGCCCGGCUUCAUCGAGAACUUGGAAGCUAUCAAGGGCAAGGCGGUCGAUGUCGUUGCUGUGAUUGCUUUCAACGACGCGUUUGUGAUGUCGGCGUGGGGCAAAGCGAAUGACAUCAAGAAUGAAGACAUCCUGUUCCUGAGUGAUCCGGACAGCAAGUUCAGUCGGGGGAUCGGCUGGAACAUGGGCGAGAGGGCGGCUAGGUACGCCAUGAUCGUGGAUAAGGGCGUCGUCACGUAUGCAGAGAAGGAGCCUGCUAGGGAUGUUACUGUCUCUGGCGCCGAAGCCAUCCUCGCGAAGCUGUAG
This is a messenger RNA of Cyphellophora attinorum, 501 nucleotides long. RefSeq names its product putative peroxiredoxin pmp20. Lineage: Eukaryota; Fungi; Ascomycota; Eurotiomycetes; Chaetothyriales; Cyphellophoraceae. The transcript has 5 exons. The coding region runs from base 1 to 501 and encodes 166 amino acids. Gene Ontology annotation, cellular component: cytoplasm; mitochondrion; peroxisome. Gene Ontology annotation, molecular function: thioredoxin peroxidase activity. Gene Ontology annotation, biological process: cellular response to oxidative stress; cell redox homeostasis; hydrogen peroxide catabolic process. The record is from RefSeq and is a predicted model, not a curated record.